AAUCAGUUGCUUUUCGUCAGUCAUUUAAGUUGGUUGUGUCUCUAGAUAUACUUACCUACCAAUCGUUCGGAAUUCAUUGUUUUUAUUUCAUAUUGUGAAACACGAUCGUGAUAAAAUUUAUUUCACAAACAAAAUUAAAUUUAAGUGAACUUGUGUUUCGAAAAAGAUACCAAUUAGAAACGACUCAAGUGAAGUUUUUUUUUUUGAAAAGUGAAACUGAAUUUUGAAUAAAAGAAAAAAAUAAAUAUUUUGUAUCCAAGUGACAAACUUAAAUAGUUACAAAAUGGUUCGAAGUCUUGCACAGUGGACCAAAACUCUUAGUUUUCCCUCACGUCUCUCGCCAAAUCGCAAUUCGAAAGAUUGCAGCGGCACAAAUUUAAACCAGGUGAGCCCGGUGCCACCGCCAACACCCCCAAGGAAUAAUAAACUCACAAAUUCAACAUCGUCAUCAUCAUCAUCUCCCUCACCACCGCCAACAAAUCAUCAUAAUAAACCAAUUACGGAAUUAACACAAAUUAUCUAUCCGGGACCAGAUGCUGAAAAAGCCAUAAUGGGUUCUCUAGUAUUUUGUAUUCACCACAAACAAGGUUGCAAGUGGUCGGAUGAACUAAGGAAACUAAAGGGACAUUUAAACACCUGCAAGCAUGACGCCACCCAAUGCCCAAACAAGUGUGGCGCCCAGAUUCCCCGCAUCAUGAUGACAGAUCAUCUGCAAUUCACAUGCACCCAACGUCGAGCCAAAUGCGAAUUCUGUCACACAGAGUUCAGUGGUCAAGGAUUGGAAGAGCAUGCUGGCACCUGCAGCCAAGAGCAAAUAUAUUGUGAAGCCAAAUGUGGGAUGCGCGUGCAACGCGGCCGAAUGAACAUUCACAAGGCUAAGGAUUGCAUAAAACGUCUGCGUCGUUGUCCCCAUUGCACGAGGGAAUUUUCUGCUGAUACAUUGGCCCUGCAUGGAGCUCAAUGUCCACGUGCCCCCAUCACCUGUCCGCAGAGAUGUGAAGUGGGACCGAUUGCCCGUGGAGAUAUGGAAGGGCAUUUGAGGGACGAAUGCAAGGCUCUGGCUAUAUUUUGUACAUUCAGAGAGGCUGGUUGUCGUUUCAAGGGCCCCAGACAUCUGCUCGAAUCGCAUUUGGAAGCGAAUGCCGCAUCACAUUUGUCUCUAAUGGUGGCCUUGUCUUCGCGCCAAGGACAGCAAAUUCAAAUGCUCAAGUCGGCCGUUGCCAAGCUCUCCACAAACUACACAGGAACGCUUCUGUGGAAGAUCACAGACUGGUCGGCAAAAAUGGCUGAAGCUCGAGGAAAGGAUGGUCUCGAGUUAGUCUCACCACCAUUCUUCACAAGUCAAUAUGGCUACAAGUUGCAAGCUUCGAUGUUCCUCAAUGGCAACGGACCUGGCGAGGGCACACACGUCUCAGUCUACAUCAAGGUUUUACCCGGUGAAUAUGAUGCUCUUCUAAAGUGGCCUUUCGGACACUCGAUCACAUUUACGCUCUUUGAGCAAGGGGCUCACAGCGGCCAGGGUGGUGUAGCCGAGUCAUUCAUACCCGAUCCAACUUGGGAGAAUUUCCAGCGACCUUCAACCGAAGUCGACCAACUCGGCUUUGGAUUCCCCCGAUUCAUCUCCCACGACUUGCUCCACCGAAGACCAUUCAUCAAAGAAGACACCGUAUUCCUACGGGUUAAGGUGGAUCCUAGCAAAAUUGUUGCCGUUUAAAGAGAGAAUAAUUUUAUAUUAUAAGAAUUUAGAUUAAGAAGUUUCCCCCUAAAAACGCCCACCAGAGUUCUUCAUAUGUAAAUACUGUGUAUUUUUUCGAACUUGAGCUCAUUGUAAAUAAUUUAGAAAAACAAGUUAAAGCUUAAAAAAUAAGCUCUUCGGUCGAGUAGACAAAAGUCAGCUACUUUUCGCACUGUUAAGAGUUUAUAAUAGAUAGAUGAUAGUUUCGAUCAACGAGACAACUCAGGGGUUCAUUUAAGGACCUGAACUGUUUUUUUUUUUUAAUUUUAAUCAAUUUUCUUAAAUAAAUGAUAUUUUUGAAUGAAAGAAAUUAAAUAGAAUAAAAGUUUUCAAACAAAAUUCCUCUACUGCUGGAGAUAAACCAAAGUAUAUAAACAAAAGAAAAGAAAAUUAAUCAAAGACGGUGCAUUUUGUUCUUCUCUUUUUCGUUCUCAAUCUUUGUAUAAAUUUUAAAAAAUUAAAUGAAAAGAGAAGCGCACUCGCAUUCAAUUUUUCGAAUUUGUUUUUAACUUUUUUUUAAAGUAAGUGUAUAUUGUUUCCUUUUUUUUAAUUUGUUCAAAAAAUGAAAAAUUAAAUUUUAUUAUUUAUAAAGAGAAAAAAAACAACAAAAUAUUCAAAAUGUAAAUAAAUAUUGUCAAGAAUAUGAAUGAUGAAGAUGAAUGUUAAAAAAGCAACGAUUAAUAAAAAUGUGUUUCAAAUAUUUUCUCGGUACACUUCGUGUGCGGAAAUUAUCUUUGUAGUCAUUAGUUUUAUAAGUUUUAUCUUUAUAUUUUUAGAAACAAAAAAUGAUCUUUAUUUUGUCGUUAUAUUAAAAAAGAAACAAAGAAAUAACAACGCAAACAUUCAUUUUAAAUGUAUUUUAUCAAUAAAUAAAAAGAAAAGAAAAAAUAUUAAAAUAGUCUUAGACUUAGAAAUAUUAUGGUUAAAUGCAUAAGAAUUUUAUAAAUAAUGAAAAUAAACGUAUCAUGUCAUAAGGAUA
Eupeodes corollae is the source of this 2714-nucleotide messenger RNA. It is a transcript of the gene Traf4, whose product is annotated as TNF receptor-associated factor 4. The coding region runs from base 284 to 1714 and encodes 476 amino acids. Gene Ontology annotation, biological process: protein K63-linked ubiquitination; regulation of apoptotic process; positive regulation of JNK cascade. The transcript has 3 exons. The record is from RefSeq and is a predicted model, not a curated record. Gene Ontology annotation, molecular function: zinc ion binding; protein binding. NCBI's taxonomy places the organism in Eukaryota, Metazoa, Arthropoda, Insecta, Diptera, Syrphidae. Gene Ontology annotation, cellular component: plasma membrane signaling receptor complex.